Anoplophora glabripennis (Asian longhorned beetle) is the source of this 1528-nucleotide messenger RNA. Its product is annotated as putative nuclease HARBI1. NCBI's taxonomy places the organism in Eukaryota, Metazoa, Arthropoda, Insecta, Coleoptera, Cerambycidae. The record is from RefSeq and is a predicted model, not a curated record. Bases 226 to 1365 code for a protein of 379 amino acids. The transcript is spliced from 5 exons.
GCUAGUAGAAUAGAACAGUAAAGAGAAAGUGGGCGUGGUUCUCUCAAGAAUUUAAAACCCGUAUUCUUGAACUAUGUUCUAUUGAAAAGCAAGAGAAUAAAAUGCUCCCUAGGGAACAAAUGUAUCUCUUCCACAUUUGUGAGAGAAUGCAACAAGGGAGCUUAAUUCUAACCACAGAAAAAGGAUUCUAACCUGAAAAUUGUGUUAAUUACUUGUCAUCAAAAAAUGGAUUUAAAUGAAUUACUAAUUUGGAAUAAUAUUCAACAAGAUCUUCAAGACGCUGAAGAAGACCUAAUAAUAGGUAGAGAAGUAUUACUUAAAAGAGAUCCAUUUAACACUCUUUCAGAUCGUAAAUUUAUUCAAAACUUUAGACUGACAAAAGAAUUAUGUCGAGAAGUCAUUGAUUUGGUGACUCCAUUUAUUGAACAACCAAACCGUAGAUCAGCAUUACCAGUGAAAUUAAAGGUUCUCGCUGCUUUAAAAUUUUAUGGGUUUGGAAGUUAUCAAGAGAUAACAGGCAGCAAUGCUUACAUUGGCAUAAGUCAAGCGUCUGUUAGCAGAAGCAUUGAAGAUGUAACAAAUGCGUUAAAUGAACCUGAAAUUAUGAAUGCUUGGAUUCAUUUUCCCAGAAACAUGGAAGAGUUGGAGUCUGUUCGAACAAGGUUUUAUGAAAAAUACCAUUUUCCAGGAGUCAUUGGGUGCAUUGAUUGUACCCAUAUUGCCAUCAUUGCUCCACCUGUAAACCACCCCAUUUAUCCUGAACACAUUUAUGUGAACCGAAAACAUUACCAUUCGCUUAAUGUCCAGCUUAUUUGUGAUUGUGAUUUAAAAAUUAUGAAUAUUAAUGCUCAAUUUCCUGGUUCUACCCAUGAUGCCCAUAUUUGGCGAACUUCACGUGUGUCCCAAGUGAUGGAAGGCAUAUAUCGACGCGAUCCUGGAAAUGUUUUUUUUCUUAUAGGGGACUCGGGUUAUCCAACACGCCCUUGGCUACUAACACCAAUAAGGAAUCCAGAAACCAGGGGUGAAGAAAGAUUCAACCAAAGCUUUUGUAGCAUACGGUCAAAUAUUGAACGGUGUAAUGGUGUUUUAAAGAAUAGAUUUCGAUGUCUUUUAAAGCAUCGGACAUUACAUAUGUCACCUACAAAAGCUGGUAAAAUUGCAAAUGCUUGUUCUGUAUUACACAAUAUGUGCAUAACAAACAAUAUUCCAUUGCCUGGAGAUAAUGAAGUCCUUGCUGAUAUAGAUUAUGGAAUAUAUGCUGUAGAUAAUGUUAAUGAAGUAGUAAGAGGAGUUAAUAUCGAUUUAGAAGCAGCAAGACAAUUGCAACAAAAUAUAAUAAAUAACCAUUUUUUACAACCACAAUAACUCCAGUAAAUUUGUUUACUUUUACUUUUUUAAAAUAAGGAAAUAAUUUUGUUUAUAGGCUUCCAUGGCUGUCGUUAAUGGUUGAGUGAUUUCCGGGCUGGUUGCCACGUCGUCGAUUUACAACUCGACGUUUCGAGAGACAUAUCAAUCUCUUCUUCAGAAG